Molecule: messenger RNA, 3869 nt
Organism: Pan troglodytes (chimpanzee)
Lineage: Eukaryota; Metazoa; Chordata; Mammalia; Primates; Hominidae
Gene: EIF1B
Product: eukaryotic translation initiation factor 1B
Exons: 4
Coding region: 3138-3479 (113 amino acids)
Biological process (GO): translational initiation
Molecular function (GO): translation initiation factor activity
Source: RefSeq, a predicted model, not a curated record
AUUCCUCCUGCGCAACUGGUAUGUUUUCAUCCUGUAGACAAGAUUUUCUAGCUGAUUUCUUCUUUGUCUUAACUAUCAGAAAGUUAGAACCAGACUUGCGGUUCUACCUUCAGCUUUAGGUGCUUUUCAAUUAUUAUCUUCUAUAAUUCCUUUACUCAGCACAACUGUUCUCUGUGAGUGAUCUAAAAUGCUUUUCUGAAUUAAGACAAGAAAUAAUUACCUUAACCUAGGCUGGUACCAUUUAGAACUAAAAAUGCUAGAUUUGAAAUGCUUCAGUUUAUUCUUUUUAUGAUAACUUUACACACAGGCCAAAUUCUUUCACUCUAAACUAGUGCUAUCUAGUAGAAAUAGAGCAUGAGCCACAUGUAAUUUUAAGUCUUUAGUAGCUACAUUAAAAAGGUAAAACGAAAUAGGUGAAAUUAAGACAAUUUAAGUCUUUGGAAGCCUACUGUAUAUCUUCUACUUACAUCACAUCCCAAUUUAAAUCAGCUAUACUGCAAGUACUCAAUGGCCACAUGUGGCUAGUGGUUUCUGUACUGGACACUGCAGGUCUAAACACAAAUACUAUGAAUCAUGAGAGUUAGAAGAGCCUUAAGAACCACAACUGUAUCUGAUCUGUAUUCAUACUGGCUUUGAUUAAAGAUUUCUGAGCUCCUGGGGGUUUCUUUUUUCUUUCUUUCUUUCUUUCUUUCUUUUUUUUUUUCUCACUCCUGAAGGUUUCUGAUGCAAACACUAAAUCUAAGAAAAGUGAGUUCUCCUGACAGGGGUAAUGACCAUGAAACCCUAAGAUUUCUGGAAUUUUUCUUUUAAUUUCUCUGUUUGUAGUUUUUUCUUCACUGGAUCACCUUCGGCUUCUUCUGAGAAAUAAAGUAAUAUAAAAUACUCAUGUACAUCUACUAAGAAAGAAAGGAAACAAAGAGAUGCAUUAUCUAGAUUACAAAUUAUUUAGAAAUUAGAGUGUUAGAGUAUUAACAUAGGGCACAAAAUUGAACUAAUAAAAUUACUUUAAAGCACACUUAUUUAGAUAUUUUGAUGCUCCUUGUUUUGGAGCCAGCUCUAAACUUUACACCUCAAUUUGGGAUAGGAAGAGUGUUUUCCAUUUGAAUCAGGGCUGGAAGACCACAAAUGUGGUUAGAUUUCUGAGAGUUAAGAAUUUGAUUUUUUUUUCAGGCAUUAACCUACAAAAGCCUUCAUUUCCACACCUGGUGCAUAGAGUAAUGCUUACCUUAUAAAAUAGCUAUGAAGAUUAAUAAUGUUAUAUAUAAGCUUUGUAACAGGCAAACAGUAAGUACUAAAUAAAUGGCACUUAUCAUCAUUGUUAACUACAAAAGACUGUCAAAUCCAGGUAUUCCUAACCUGGGGUCUGCAGAUCCUUGGCUCAUGGAUAAAACUGCAGGGGUGGAGAUCCCUACAAUUGGAUGGGGAAAGAUUAUAUCUGCAUUUUCAUUAACCUCUAAGCAAAAUUUACCAUUUCUUUCCAUUAUGAAUAAAGGCAACAUCAUACUGUUAGAAGGACCUGUCACUUCGCACCAAUAGAAGUCACACAUACUUUCAUAUUAAAUUUCUGAUGUUACAGACAUCACAAAAUAUCUCUUACAUUUAUCAGCUUUUUGAAAUUAUAGUAUUAGACCUAAUCUUGCUAGAUCUUAUUAGUGUAUUAAUAAAGAAAUACAUGUUAUUAAUGUAUUUUUUAAAUUUCAAUAUAAUUGGUUUCCUUUGUAAUCCUAUGUACUUUGUGAACUUAAAACUUCUCAUUAUUCUGAGAAGGGAUUCAGCAGCUUCACAGGAUUGCCAUGGCACACACAAAAAAGUUAAGAAUCCCUAAAUUUUAGUCUAUCUCUUUGCUUCCAGAAAGCCAACCAAGUUUGACAAUUGAACACACCUGCCUGAGUGAGCCAAUUCCCAAAGUCUCGGGUUUAUUUUUCUGUGCGUGACCUGAUAGGAAGAUAUUACGGUCUGGUACAUGACUCCAUCAAUUAACCUAUUUGCUGAGCUCACCUUCAGCUUAUACCUGGCAUCUUUCCUGAAUUCUGUGUUGGGCCUUCUGAGGCACACAAAAUGAGCUGACAAGCUGAUUUUCUGGUAUCUUCUGUUCACACACACCUGUCCCCCACUCGAUGCCAGGCCCAGAAUGAAGCUGGGCAGUGAUUCUCAAGCCUGAUCCCAGACCAGCAGGCAGGAUCAGCGUCACCAAGGAGCUUAUGAGAAUUGCAGAUUUUCAGGUCACACCCUAGACUUCCUGAAACAGAAACUUUGGGGUCUAUCAGUGUUUUCUCAAGCCAUCCAGAGACACACGCUUGAGUCUGAGAUCCACCGUGCUAGGGAAUCGGAGGUCCGUCCAAUCCCGGAAAGAGAGGCUCCCAUCUCCAGCACUGGUUGAGACUAACACCGCUCCUGCAACUGGGGUUGGAAUUUCAAUGCAGGUAGUUGCUGAGGGGGGGCCAAUGAGUUGAAAGCCGGAGCAAGGGGACUUGUUUUGUUCCUGCACCCCGAUUUUACUUACAUUACCCGGGGCCUCGAGGGUGACUCAUAGAGAUUAGCCCUGAGCGUCGACCCCUCGGCGCCGCCACUGCACAGCGAGAGAAGGGGAGUCAAGAGAGACGCUUGAGGCCCUUGACGGUCCUCCCCUACGAGCUCUCUGGGAAGAGAGCCCCAGACUUGCGAACUCUCGGCCGCUCUGCGGCCGCUUGAACACUUCGCGGGUCUUCCGCCCCGCGCUAGAGGGCGCACUCCGUGACGGGAAUUGCGGUCUCGGCCGCCCCCGGCCUCAGGCUUUCCGGGCUCUGCUGCCUCCAGAAAACUACAAGUCCCAGGAUGCUCGGCGCGGGAGGGUCACGUGGGAGGGGCCGCGGGCGCGGCUAAAUAGUCUCCAUCGGCCAUUUUGUGCGAGAAGCCGCAGCGCCGCCUCUUCUCUCGCGCCCUCGCAUCUGUCGCCGCCGCCUCUUCCUCCGCCUCCUCCUUCGCCCCUUCCUGCCUCCUCCCGGCUUCCGCCGCCGCCACUCCAGCCUAAUCCCAACCCCAGGGUGAAGCGUUUUCUUAUUUAUUUCCGUUUUCUCGCCACUACAGCCUCCUGACAAGGUGAUCCGGGCGGGCCCCGCAGGAAUUUUAUCCCCUCACCGGCCUCACACUAGUAUCGCAUGUCCACUAUCCAGAACCUCCAAUCUUUCGACCCCUUUGCUGAUGCAACUAAGGGUGACGACUUACUCCCGGCAGGGACUGAGGAUUACAUUCAUAUAAGAAUCCAGCAACGGAACGGCAGAAAGACACUGACUACUGUUCAGGGCAUUGCAGAUGAUUAUGACAAAAAGAAACUUGUGAAAGCUUUCAAAAAGAAAUUUGCCUGUAAUGGUACUGUGAUUGAACAUCCUGAAUACGGAGAGGUUAUUCAGCUUCAAGGUGACCAAAGAAAAAACAUCUGCCAGUUUCUCUUGGAGGUUGGCAUUGUCAAGGAGGAACAGCUUAAGGUUCAUGGAUUCUAAAAUGAACCUAAAUACGUGGAGAAUUUCUUGAAUAGUUUUGUUCUCUAAACCCGGUUUGGCUGCCUUGUGAAAUGAUUCCCUGCAGUAAACGGACUUUUCAUUUAUUUAAUCAUUCAAACUUCCAUUCACAUCUGCAUGAUUACAGAAAACAUCGGGUAUGUAGACUAGUAACACAUAAGAAAAUUGCAGUAAGAUGGUAACAAAACCUCAUAUUGUCUUUACAUGUUUCCAAUGGAAAAUGUUUUGAGGGUUUAUUGUUCAGUUUAUUACGUUUCACUUGAUUAAACUUUUUUGUUGUUGUAUUAAACCAUGUACGUUGCAGCUUAACAAUAAAAAAAAAAUCUAUGAAUCUUUGCGAGCAAUUAUGCUCCCAAAUCUAAGCAAGUAAAA